AGACUUCUAGUCCAGCUCAAGCGCAGGAGCUUUUCGCCAGCGAGGCACCGAGUGCUAGCAGCUUGUUCGGAGGCAGUGCUUCGUCACCGUUCCAGGUUACCUCUUCUCCUCCUCCUCCUCCGCCGCCGCCGCAACAGCCUCAGGCUAACGCCUCGCCUUCGCCGGCCAAGCCUCAGACCAGCGUCCCGCCCUCGCCAGUGAAGCCUCCGGUCGGCGUGCCGCCCUCUCCUGCUAAAUCUCCUGUGAAUGUCCCGCCUUCGCCAUUGAAGCCCCCAGUUCCGCCGCCUUCGCCGAUGGUUAACGCCUCCUCGCCACCGAUGAGACCACAGGUUACCGUCCCCGAGUCGCCAGUAAUGAGACCCGAGGACCAUCUCACACCCGCGUUCGGUUCCAUGAAGCUCACAACGCCGGCCAAAUCCCCCUUCAAGUCUGGACUCGACGUGAGGCACAUGAAAUUCCCUGCCGGCAAGCGCGACGACGACGCCAUGUCCAACGCCCCGAGUAUUGCUCCGAGCCGGAUGUCGAUGCUCUCGACUCUGGACGACUCGCUCAAACUGUCCGACAUGUACAAGCAAAUGACUGCGCGGCUGGAGGGCGAGAAGCACGACUUGCUCAAGGUGGUGGCCAGCCAGGCUCAGGAGAUAGCUCAGAUGAAGAAGCACAUCAAAUCCUUAGAGCUGCAGCUGAAGAAAUACCGGCCCCAAGACGCAUAG
Phytophthora sojae is the source of this 713-nucleotide messenger RNA. RefSeq lists its product as hypothetical. The record is from RefSeq and is a predicted model, not a curated record. The transcript has a single exon. Lineage: Eukaryota; Oomycota; Peronosporomycetes; Peronosporales; Peronosporaceae. The coding region runs from base 294 to 713 and encodes 139 amino acids.